AUGGCGUAUCUCGCUGAAGACGAUGAGACCCUGAUGCAGCGCAUGGCGUCCAACAACCCAGCAAUGACAAUGGCCGCUCCCUCGCAGAUGGCGACACGCUCAGACUUUCCUGCAAGCCGUCUUGGACGGAGCAACACCGCGGCCACGAGCCAGAGCCUCGCAAGACGAAUCACUUCGAGAUCAGACCCCGCUGGUGAUGGUCUAUCACCCAUAACCACUGGCGACUCCGCGGAAGAAGGAAAAUCUUCUCCUGCGGAUGCCGAAAUGGACAUCUCGACGUCGAAGUAUGAUGUGGGUUGGAGAAGGGUUGUUCGCAAUUUCAGCCCUUCGUGGUUCUCGGUGACGAUGGGUACGGGCAUCUGCUCGCUCCUGUUGAUUACGAUCCCUUGGAAGGCAGCAUGGCUCUACUGGUUGAGUGUCGCGUUCUUCAUCCUCAACUCCAUCCUCUUCAGCCUUGCGUUCAUCAUCUCUUUGCUGAGAUAUACGCUGUACCCCGAGAUCUGGCGUGUCAUGAUCAAAGACCCCACCAUGUCACUAUUUCUCGGCACCUUCCCGAUGGGUUUCGCCACUCUGGUCGAGUCCUGGAUCUUCCUAUGCUGUCCCUACUGGGGAUACUGGUCCGUGUGGGUAGCGUGGUUGGCCUGGAUGCUUGACGUGGUCAUCGCCGUUGCGGUCACUGUGUCUCUCCCUUUCCUGCUGAUGAGUCAAAGUGACAACCAUGGACUGGAAAGGAUCACCGCUGCACAAUUACUUCCCAUUGCUGCCACCAUCGUGGCAUCCGGAACUGGGAGCGAGGUCGCGGAGCUGCUAUCGUCUCCGGACCACGCGUUCGGCACCAUCCUCGCCUCGUACGUACUUUGGGGACUAGCUACCCCUCUUUCAAUGACCGUUCUGGUGAUGUACUACCAACGGCUGGCGCUCCACAAACUUCCUCCGAGGGAGGUCGUGGUAUCGUCGUUCCUUCCGAUCGGACCCCUGGGAAUGGGUGGCUACACCAUCAUGUACUUAGGCAAGGUCUCCCGCGAGGUCUUCCCGAGGGUUGAGCUCUUUCGCGAUCUUGUUAUUGCCGGAGACAUCGUAUAUGUACUCGGUGUGUUCAUCGGCUUGAUCAUGUGGGGGUUUGGACUUUGUUGGCUCAUUUUCGCCGUUGCGACAAUCUACUCGACAAGGCCGUUCCCCUUCAACAUGGGUUGGUGGGGCUUUACAUUCCCGCUGGGCGUGUACGCCAUCUCCACGAUGACCUUCGGCGUGGAAUUCCCGAGCAUGUUUUUCAAGGUGUUUGGCACGAUUUUGAGUGUUGCUGUUAUUCUACUGUGGUGCGUCGUCGCGACAGGAACAGCAAAGGGAGCAUGGAGCGGAGACUUGUUCUACGCGGUGUGCCUCAAGAAUCUGCCGCCGAAGAAGGCGGAUGGCGAUGUCAAGACCGGCGCAAGUGUUGUGGACAAGGAGAAAAUACCCAGCAGUUGA
Molecule: messenger RNA, 1467 nt
Organism: Cladophialophora yegresii CBS 114405
Lineage: Eukaryota; Fungi; Ascomycota; Eurotiomycetes; Chaetothyriales; Herpotrichiellaceae
Exons: 2
Coding region: 1-1467 (488 amino acids)
Biological process (GO): sulfite transmembrane transport; transmembrane transport
Cellular component (GO): plasma membrane
Molecular function (GO): sulfite transmembrane transporter activity
Source: RefSeq, a predicted model, not a curated record